AUGCGAGUAAUAUCUUCGUAUCCCAACGCAUUUCUCUCCCUUUCUUCUUCCCCGUUUCCCCAAACCGGCCUUAACCUCUCUCUCUCCCACGUCUCCCCAUCCCCUCUGCUUACCUCCCCUCAUAAUCCUUUCACUGCUGCUCCUCUGCUGCUUACCUCCCCGUCUCUACCACUUCACUGGUGCUUCCCGCCCUCCUCCUCUACCACUUCACUGGUGCUUCCCGCCCUCCUCUACCACUUCACUGGUGCUUCCCGCCCUCCUCUACCACUUCACUGGUGCUUCCCGCCCUCCUCUACCACUUCACUGGUGCUUCCCGCCCUCUACCACUUCACUGGUGCUUCCCGCCCUCCUCUACCACUUCACUGGUGCUUCCCGCCCUCCUCUACCACUUCACUGGUGCUUCCCGCCCUCCUCUACCACUUCACUGGUGCUUCCCGCCCUCCUCUACCACUUCACUGGUGCUUCCCGCCCUCUACCACUUCACUGGUGCUUCCCGCCCUCCUCUACCACUUCACUGGUGCUUCCCGCCCUCCUCUACCACUUCACUGGUGCUUCCCGCCCUCCUCUACCACUUCACUGGUGCUUCCCGCCCUCUACCACUUCACUGGUGCUUCCCGCCCUCCUCUACCACUUCACUGGUGCUUCCCGCCCUCCUCUACCACUUCACUGGUGCUUCCCGCCCUCCUCUACCACUUCACUGGUGCUUCCCGCCCUCCUCUACCACUUCACUGCCGCCUCUCACUCUCAGUAUCCUGUCUCCCCUUUCCUCCCUCCGCCCACCCCCCUCCCCAUCCCCCACCAAACAGUCUGAGCGUGCUGUUCAUAACCCUCAGCUGUGUGAGCUACGCGCUGCCGUUCCUCCUCUGCGCCGCCAUAUGCUGCUGCCUUCCCUGCCUGCUGCACCUCCUCGGCCACCCCCACCACGACGACGAGCACGGCGGUGCAUUCCCCCUCGCGCGCAGCAGCAGAGGCGCCACCACCGCCGCCAUCACGACUCUCCCCUCGUUCAAGUACCGGAGGCUGCCGGAUGGGCGGGGCGGCCGGGUGCUAAGCCUCUUGUCUCCUCGCCUCCCAUACCCCCUGAACAAUACCCCCUUCCUCCUCCCUUACACCCUUCCCAUCCUCCUUCCUUCCCCUCAUUGUCCUCCCUGUCGACUAACUCUGCUGCGUCUGGCUGGGUCGCUAGUGGGAUGGGGUGGACUUUUGCUCUCCCUCCGUACUUAUCCUCUUUUUUUUCCUUCCACCCCACCCCACCGCACCCCACAGCUCUGCUGCAUCUGCCUGGGUCGCUAUCGGGAUUUGCCGGACUUCCCAUCUCCUUCUACUUAUCCCCUACUCUGUUCUCUCUGCUGCAUCUGCCUGGGUCGCUAUCGGGACGGGGUGGACCUUCGAGAGCUGCCCUGCAGCCACCAUUUCCACCAAUCCUGUGUUGACACGUGGCUCAAGAUCAACUCCUCCUGCCCGCUCUGCAAGGAGGACAUUGCAAACCGCCCGAGACUCGAGGCUGAUGUCUCCGCCCGAGACUCGAGGCUGAUGGUGAGGAGUGGCUGUAAUGAGGGCGGCCCUUUCCUUGCUGUGCCUUGCCCACCAACCUCUCCCCUUCACACGCUGCAUCUAACCCGCAUUUCCCCUGCCCUCCAAUCUCGUCCUGCCACGUGUCAGCUGCAAGCAUCCCCGUGGCACCUUUUGUUUGACAAGGUCCUAUACCCUGCACACGUGGAGGGGUAG
Closterium sp. Naga37s-1 is the source of this 1728-nucleotide messenger RNA. NCBI's taxonomy places the organism in Eukaryota, Viridiplantae, Streptophyta, Zygnematophyceae, Desmidiales, Closteriaceae. The record is from the annotation of a GenBank genome assembly.